This is a messenger RNA of Pseudozyma hubeiensis SY62, 1059 nucleotides long. RefSeq lists its product as hypothetical. NCBI's taxonomy places the organism in Eukaryota, Fungi, Basidiomycota, Ustilaginomycetes, Ustilaginales, Ustilaginaceae. The transcript has 2 exons. Bases 1 to 1059 code for a protein of 352 amino acids. Gene Ontology annotation, cellular component: nucleus; 90S preribosome. The record is from RefSeq and is a predicted model, not a curated record.
AUGGCCGACACACUAGAGGAGAACUACCUCAUCGACGACAACGACGCGGGUUCACUAGUCGGCUCCGAUGAUGGAGCCGUUAGCAUCCAUGCCGAACCCGAACUUUCAAAUGAAGAUGACGAGACACAGCCAUCAAAAUCUAUGCAGAAUGCGCAAGAGACCAGGGAUGAAGCUGCGCGCAAAGAGGACAAGAAGCGCAAACGCAAGGAGAAAGACAAGGCUCGCAAGCAAAAGAGAGCAGCUGUAUCAGCCGAGCUUGCGCAAGGAGUGGGAUCCGUAGCCACACAACCACCCGACAUGCAGGCCGACUACCUUGCCACCAAACAGGGCGCCUCGUUCUCCAAACUCAGCGAGCUAGAACUCGAGGAGCUGCGUCUUGGCGAGGGAAUGCUGCUCGACACGAGCGGCUUCGAUCAGCCUCGUACGCUAGCAUCUCUUGCCGACUUUGUGCGCUCGUGCAUGCCGGCUCUCGUCAAGAGUAUCAACGAUGCCAAACACCCCUCGGUCAGCCAACCAGGUUGUCCUGCACUCAUUAUGCUGACAGGCAACGCACAGCGCGCUGCCGAUCUGGCGCGUGGCCUACGGGCCCUCGGACCCAAGCUUCCCGAAACCACUGAAGGCUCCGACGGCGACGAUCGAUCUGCAGCACCUGCAAAGCGACAGAAGCUCGCAAAGCACGACAAGACGCAGGGAACAAAGACAGAGGGCAGAUCCGUUGUCAAGGACGGCGCAACCAAGGAGCUCUUGGGUGGCUUCUCCGUUGCCAAGCUCUUCGCACGCCACUUCAAGCUGAAGGAGCAUGAAGCCUGGUUGCGCCAACACACCACGCCGCUGGCCGCCGGUACACCGCAGCGAGUCGCAGCAUUGAUCGCGUCGGGGAGUUUGCGGCUCGACUCGCUCCAAGCGAUCGUAAUUGAUCAGACAUGGGUCGAUGCCAAACAACGCAGCGUCUUUGACAGCUUCGAGACGCGGGACGAGCUCAUGAAGCUGCUGGCGCUCGAUGCGGUGAUGGGUUCCUUCAAGAGGUCCAAAGUGCCAGCGAAAUUGGUUCUCUUCUAA